This is a messenger RNA of Phyllotreta striolata, 1837 nucleotides long. The record is from the annotation of a GenBank genome assembly. NCBI's taxonomy places the organism in Eukaryota, Metazoa, Arthropoda, Insecta, Coleoptera, Chrysomelidae.
AUUUAUUAAAUAAAUAUCGCGUGGUUCAGUUAUAAAAGUGCUAUAUCAUGAAUUUAACGAGCAGUAACAACAAUUAUUACUAAUUACAAAGAUUAGAUUAAUUUUAGAUGUCAUAGGUUCUAAAUAUAUAAAAAAAUCACUUCUAAUACAACACAUCAUUUCAUAAUUUUCGCUAGAUAACUGAAGUGUACUCGCUAGAAAAGCUUCUAUAGAAUGGCGGCAAAUCCUAGAAACACUCAAAUUAAAUACACUAAGUUGUUCAUUAACAACGAAUUCGUUGACGCCGAGAGCAAAAAAACUUUUCAAGUUUUGAAUCCGAGCACCGAAAAAGUGAUAGCGAAUGUUGCCGAAGGUGAUAAGGCAGAUGUUGACAAGGCAGUGGCGGCGGCGGAGGCGGCUUUCAAAAGGGGAUCCGAAUGGAGGACCAUGGACGCCUCAGCCAGGGGAGCUUUAAUCAACAAACUUGCCGAUCUAAUGGAAAAAAACAUCGACGAACUUGCCGCAAUAGACACUUUGGAAAACGGAAAAACCUUUGAAAAUGCAAAAAUAUUUACGGAUUUGUCUGUCAAAGCUUUGAGAUACUUUGCAGGAUAUACAGAUAAAAUUCACGGGAAAACUAUUCCGUCAGAUGGACCUUAUCUCUCUAUGACCCGGCAAGAGCCGAUCGGCGUCGUAGCCCAAAUCAUCCCUUGGAACUACGCCAUAUUGAUGGCCGCCUGGAAAUGGGGCCCGGCCUUGGCAGCCGGCUGCACCGUCGUGCUGAAACCGGCCGAACAAACGCCCCUGGGAGCACUGUACUUGGCAGCUUUGGCCAAGGAGGCUGGCUUUCCCAAGGGAGUCAUAAACGUGAUUCCGGGGUAUGGACCGACCGCCGGAAGCGCCUUGUGUUACCAUCCCAGCGUGAGGAAGGUCGCUUUUACCGGAUCCACCGAGGUUGGCCACAUCAUCAUGGAAAGCGCAGCGAAAUCAAAUUUGAAAAAAGUGUCCUUAGAACUGGGAGGCAAGAGUCCUUUGGUGGUUUUCGACGAUGCCAAUGUCGACGAAGCCGUGAAAAUAGCCGCAGAAGCUAUCUUCGGCAACCACGGGCAAAGCUGCUGCGCCGGCUCCAGGACCUACGUGCAAGCGAGGAUCUACGACGAAUUCGUGAAGAAAGCCGCCAUCGCCGCUGAAUCCAUCAAAGUGGGCGAUCCCUUCGACGACGGUGUCCACCAGGGGCCCCAGGUGGACCGAGUGUCGCUGGACAAAAUCCUCUCCAUGAUCGAUUCCGGCAAGAAGCAAGGCGCUAAAGUGGUAACAGGAGGUACGAGGAUCGGAGAUGUGGGGUAUUUCGUACGACCUACUGUAUUUUCCAACGUAACAGACAACAUGACUAUAGCAACAGAUGAAAUUUUCGGUCCGGUGCAAUCGAUUCUGAAAUUCGAUACGUUGGAAGAAGUUAUAGAGAGGGCGAAUAACACCAAAUACGGUUUGGCUGCUGGAGUUGUUACGAAGAAUAUUGAUACAGCUUUGGUGUUCGCUGAAGCUGUUGAAGCUGGAUCGGUUUGGAUCAAUUGCUACGAUGAAGCUAUGGGAGCACAAACUCCAUUUGGAGGAUACAAGCAAUCUGGAAUAGGCAGAGAUUUGGGGAAGGAUUCUCUCAAGGAAUAUUUGGAGGUAAAAAUGAUAUCAAUCAAAUUACCGACGAAGAAUUAAUUGAAGCAAACUUGUACAGAAUAUAAUUAUAAUUUAAUAAUAUAAUACGUGUUAAUACAUAAUGUACAUAUUUAAAAAUUGUAGUAUAUUGUAACUACUUAUCUAAGUGCUUUUGUAUUUUGUAUUACCUACCUACUGUUAUUUU